Molecule: messenger RNA, 5322 nt
Organism: Acanthaster planci (crown-of-thorns starfish)
Lineage: Eukaryota; Metazoa; Echinodermata; Asteroidea; Valvatida; Acanthasteridae
Biological process (GO): G protein-coupled receptor signaling pathway; cell surface receptor signaling pathway
Cellular component (GO): membrane
Molecular function (GO): G protein-coupled receptor activity
Source: RefSeq, a predicted model, not a curated record
GUCUCGAAUUCCAACCAAUUCCAACAGUUCUUUGGUAUAUCCAAACAACGUGAUGAGGAGGUUAAUUGGAAGCGUUGUUAUCAGCUAAGACUUUGAUAUUACACUUCGAGAGGUACAGCUGGAGAAAACUCUAAGAUUUCAAGUCAAAACAGUGUCUGAAUCUGAACUGCAAUGGAGUUGUGCGCAGUAAAAUUGUGCGCUGUCCUCAUUGUCUCGUGGGUAUUUGCAAUGCACGUCGAAGCAGUUGAAUUCUGUGGAGUCCCUCUCGGUAUGGAAGACGGUCGUAUUCCGGACUCGAGCAUUACGGCAUCAAGUACAUUUACGCCGACCACCUGCUUAACGCGCAACGCGAGGCUCAACAACCCCGGAUCCCCGUGGACUGAAAGUGGUUGGUGCCCGUCUAAUUCGGACAGGACCAACCCGUGGCUGCAAGUGGACCUACAGCGACCGACAAAGAUCGAAGGAGUGAUUAUGCAAGGCGUUGUGGGAGGCCUGGGCGUCACAGCGUACCAGGUGCAGUACAGCAACAAUCAGACCGGGUGGCGUUACGUUGGCCAAAACGAAAUGGGUUCUGGCAUAGUUGAGACAUUUAGGACUAACGUCGGCUCUUCUGGACCUCCCGUGACACACUUGUUUCCCAGUCCCGUAAAAGCACGUUAUAUCCGCAUCAGACCAACAGAGUAUAAUCUGUUGCCAGCGAUAAGAAUGGAGCUCAUUGGUUGCCAAGUACUAGACUGCCCAAGCAACAUUACUCAAUUUGCUGAAAUCAGCAGCACAGCAGUUCCCGUGUCUUGGGAGGAGCCACCUACAGCCGAUUCGUUGCCUUGGAAUGCCACCCAUCGCCCUGGUGACUUGUUCCCCGUAGGAAGCGUCACUGAAGUCGCUUACACUGCUCAAAACGAUGAAGAAGGAAGUUUCAUUUCUUGCAGCUUCACUGUGGCUGUGACAGGGGUUGACAUCACGUGUCCGGGAAAUGUCUCUGUCUCCACAAAUGUCAACAACUUUGCCAAUGUCUCGUGGCCUCUGCCAAGGCUCAGAUUCAGUGGCGUCAAUCCAGAUGUCAGAGUCAUAAGCAAUUACGAGCCUGGACAGGGCUUCACCAUCGGGACGACGCUCGUCACGUACAGGAUUCCAGAAACAAAGGCUGAAUGUCAGUUUUAUGUGAGCGUAUUAGAUAAUCAGCCUCCCGUCAUAAGAGACUGUCCUGAUGACGUAAUUGUCCCCGUCAACUCGUCAUCCGGCCAACUGUCCGUCAGUUGGAGUCCUCCUUCGAUCUCUGACAACUCUGGCCGUGACAUACAGCUAACAUUUAAGUGCAGAGCAACCACACCAACUGAAUGCAACGAAGCUGGAGAGGGAACCUUCUCGGUCGGCAUUACCACAGUGAUCUAUAAAGCUCAAGACCAGAGUGGUAUAGAGAGUGUUUGCCAAUUCACUGUUAAUGUAACAGUUGUGAAUCUUGCCUGCCCGCAAAAUGUGACAGUAACACCCAAUCCUGGGUCUUCAAGAGCGAGCGUAAGCUGGCCAGAACCGAUACUAACUGGAUGGGAUGGACCAACGAAUGUCGCCUCGAAUUUCAACCCCGGUGAUAUGUUCUCAAUAGGGGCUGAGAAAGUUGUCUAUCGGCACAGAUUUGAGGCAUUUAGCUUCGAAUGUUCUUUCUUUGUGCAGGUUUUAGAUAAUGAACCUCCGGAGAUCAAUGGCUGCCCUGAUGAUGUCAUCAUUCCUGUUGGCUCAUCGUCCAGUCGGGUGCCUCAUGUGUGGACACCUCCUUUGAUCACUGAUCAAGGAGAAGUCAAUGUGUCGUUCAGUUGCCAGGCACUAGCUCCCACUGAGUGUUACCAGGCUGGUGAUGGAAUUUUCUCCGAAGGCAUUACCAUAGUGAUGUACAAAGCUCAGGACCAGUCAGGCAAUGAAAACGUUUGUAGAUUCGUUAUCGAGGUUACUGUCGUGAAUCUUGUCUGUCCAGCAAACGUGACAGCCUUUGCCAAUCCUGGUUCGACAAGAACCAGUGUGAACUGGAUGGAACCAGACCUUAUUGGAUGGAACAGACCAACAAAUCUCACCUCCAGUGCCAACCCUGGCGCUGUAUUUAUGAUAGGAACUCAUAGGGUUUCCUAUCAGCAGUGGUUUGGAGAGUACAACUUGCGUCUCGGUUGUUCUUUCUUUAUUGUGGUAGUUGAUAACCAACCUCCAGUCAUCACAAGCUGUCCUAAUGACAUAAUUGUCCCCGUCAACUCGUCAUCCAGUCAGCAAUCCGUCAGUUGGUUUCCUCCCUCGAUCUCUGACAACUCUGGCCGUGACAUAGAGGUGACACUGGAUUGCCUGGCAACCGCACCCACUGAAUGUAACGAAGCUGGAGAGGGAACCUUCUCGGUUGGGAAUACCACGGUGAUCUAUAAAGCUCAAGACCAGAGUGGCACGGAGAGCAUUUGCCAGUUCACUGUUAUUGUAAAAGUUGCAAAUUUUGUCUGCCCACCAAAUGUGACAGUCACGCUCAACCCUGGGUCUUCAAGAACGAGUGCAAGCUGGCCACAACCGGUACUAGCUGGAUGGGAUGGACCAACGAAUGUCACGUCAAAUUUCAAGCCCGGCGAUAUGUUCACGAUAGGGACUGAGAAAGUUGACUAUCGGAGCAGUUUCGAGUUGUAUAACUUCCAGUGUUCUUUCUUUGUGCAUGUUUUAGAUAUUGAACCUCCGGAGAUCAUUAGCUGCCCCGAUGACGUCAUCAUCCCUGUCGGUUCAUCGUCCAGUUGGGUGCCUCAUGUGUGGACACCUCCUUUGAUCACUGAUCAAGGAGAAGUCAAUGUGUUGUUCAUAUGCCAAGCACUAGCUCCCAUUGAGUGUAACCAGGCUGGUAGUGGAACUUUCUCUGAAGGCGUUAACACAGUGAUGUACAAAGCUCAGGACCAGUCAGGGAACGAAAAUGUCUGUAGAUUUGUCAUUCAAGUCACUGUUGUGGAUCUUGUCUGCCCAGAAAACAUGACGGCCUUAGCUAAUCCUGGUUCGAAAAGAAGCAGUGUGAACUGGAUGGAACCGGACCUGACUGGAUGGAACGGACCAACAAAUCUCACCUCCAGUGCCAACCCCGGCUCUGUAUUUAUGAUAGGAACUCAUAGGGUUUCCUAUCAGCAAUGGUUUGCUGCGUACGAGUUGGGUCUUGACUGUUCUUUCUCUGUUAUGGUAGUGGGUCGUUGCCCAUCCAACAGCACCAGUGACGGUCUAAGAUGGCCCGCAGUGACAGCAGGAUCAACAGCAAAGUCUGUCCAACGGUGCGCGUUGACGACAGCCAAAGCUGGGCAACCCCUCGCAGUCAGGAACUGCUCAAUCGAGAACCCGCCGAUCUUCUUCCAGUGGGAAGAGCCGGAACCUCGCAGCUGCGGUGAAGCUAAGAACGAGGUCUCCCUCGAUAAUGUUGCCAGGGUAGACGUAAGUGAAGGCAACGUGGUUGAAGUGGCCGAGUUUCUGGCAAAUCAGACAUCAGAGUCAACUAAGGAUGCCGAAAACGUGGGAGCGGUUUCCGCCAUUUUGGUGAACGUCGUUAGCACAAGAUCAGGGAAUAAAGAGGUGGCAGAAUUAGUGGUGCAGACGGUGAGCAAUGUCAUUAAAAGUACCGAGACCACAGCCGACUCAAAGACCCCUGAUAUCAAUGCUGGAAACUCCUCUGCCAUCAUCCGGUCCGUAGAGGCUCAAGUCUCCUUGACCCUGAGAAAAGAAGGAAAGGUCAGUAUACGGCAAGACAAGGUCCACGUGGAGGCGGUCAGUCUGGACCCCGAGAAGGCUAGCGGCGGAUUCAGCUUUGUGUCCGCAAGGCAGGCCGGACAAGAGCUGCCACGAGAUGGUUCACUCGGCGGUGCUGAAGUGAAUACGUUUUUCGAUACUAAAGACAUCCCGGCUGAUAUCGAGGUGGUGGCAUCAGUUAGAUUACCAGGAAAUAUAGCCGACUCAAUAUACCCAUCUGAUGGGAACAACUCUGUACAGCUGCAGGCCAGUUUCCUGAUCUACGCAGAUGACACCUUGUUCCAGUCUGCUUCACUCAGAAAGUACCGAGGAGAGAAUAACUCGACUCGUAAGGUCGCUGGAUCCGUCGUCUCGCUGACUGUGGAAAAUGUUGAACUUGUGAACCUCACUGAGCCACUUGUCAUUGAAUUCAAGACUCCCAAUAAUGUAACGGAUGAAGAGUUGCAGACGAUCCAGUGUGUCUCCUGGGAUUUUAAUCUCGAGGAUGGAGUUGGUGAUUGGUCACCAGCUGGCUGCGAGCGAGCAGGAUUAACGGCUGACAAAAUGUCUUGUGAUUGUUACCACGCCACCAACUUUGCCGUCCUUUUGGACGUCAAGGGCCAGGUACCGGAAGAUACCCCUGAGAAGAAAGCACUUGAUGUCAUCAGUCAGGUCGGCUGUGCCUUGUCGAUCGUAGCUCUGGCUGUCACGUUAAUAAUUUAUCUGUCGAUUAGGAAGCUGCGAAGUGGCAUAUCUCGCCAGAUCUUCAUCCAUUUCUGCUUCUCCCUCCUGAUGUUGUACAUCGUGUUUCUCGCUGGUAUAGACAACGCAAAGGGCUCUGGAGGUGGUUGUGUGUUUGUGGCUGCUUUACUCCACUACUUGACUCUAUCCACUAUGAUGUGGAUGGCUGUUGAAGCCAGGAACAUGUACAUCAGUACGGUGAAGGUGUUCCCAGAAGACAGGCCUCGGUACAUGCUCAAGGCUUGCCUCAUUGCUUGGGGAUCUUCACUGAUUGUACUGACAAUAACCUUAGCAGCAGGUACAAACCACUACAAGAACGACCAUUACUGUUUCCUGCGACCUGGUCUUGUGCUGUACAUUGGUCUCCUUACUCCCAUCGGUCUCAUCCUCAUCCAUAACAUCAUCACCUUCGUCUUGGUCAUGCGUAGUCUCCUGAAGGUCAAAGAGGUAUCACGCUCCCAGCAGAUCUCCAAACGCCUCCAGAACGCCGUGGGUAUCUCCGCCCUCAUGGGGUUGACCUGGUGUUUUGGGUUCCUGGCCAUUGAAGGAGCAACUUUUAUCUUUCAGCUCAUCUUCUGUCUUGCCAACUCCUUACAGGGCGUGGUUGUCUUCAUCAUGUUCUGCGCCCGACGUGAAGAGGUUCGCUUGGCCCUUACCCCCUACGUGAGACGUAUCUGCUGCGGGCGGGAGUGCCGUCUGCCGGCAUUGCAUCCUGUCAAGUCUAAAGAUGUUGAAAUGAUCUCCACCACGGCACCAACUGUACAUUCUACUGGACAGACUGGACAGUUCGACUUGUCAAUCUCCAUACCGAAUGCGCCCUUUGAGAGCGACUCAUAAGCGGAAAGAACGUUUACAUAGAUC